Messenger RNA from Cyclocybe aegerita, 3108 nucleotides. Lineage: Eukaryota; Fungi; Basidiomycota; Agaricomycetes; Agaricales; Hemipholiotaceae. The record is from the annotation of a GenBank genome assembly.
AUGCGCUCUCACGGCCGGAAUAAGCGUUCCAGAGGCAACAAGGACCCGGAUGGCGACGUAUACAUGAAUAUCCAAGAAGACGACAUGCAUUCCGACGCCUACUCACGAUCUCGUACGUCCCUACACCCUUCCGAAAGCUAUAGAACAGCGACAGCCUCCAACCGCACGCACUACACGUCGGAAAGAGACAUCUCUUCUCGCAGUCGUCGAGACGAAGACUGGCGCCAUGCAGAAGUGGAACGUGAACGGUAUUCAUACGAUCCAUAUACCCGUGGGGACAGGGCAGAGUAUGAUGAUAGUGGGCCAAGGAGUUCUGCAGGCUGGGGGACCGUCGACUCAGCACAUUAUAUUCAACCACAAACCGACUGGGAUCCACGCUACGAACUGUCUUCGUCAUAUUCAGAAAGCUCCGCUUGGGGUUCCACGUAUGAAGGCAAUCGACAACCGUAUGUUGAACACUGGCCAUCAAGAGACACCGGGGAAAUGCCACCGGACGACUGGGGCACCGAAAUUGCUAGAACAGAUCAGCGUCAUGACCGUCAACACCAGGAUUGGCGCCCUGAAGGUCGCCGGGACAAAAAUUCUGCCCAUAGGUUCCAGAGUGACUCCGGCUGGGACUCACGACGCCGGGACAAGGGAUGGUCGCGGGAGGGCAAUUUUCAGAGAGAUGAACAGCAUACAGAUCAGCAAUACCAAGCAGUUGAGGAUAGGUCAUGGGAGCCCGCAGCCUCAUGGAAGUCAUCGAACCGUGGCGACCACCAACGAGGGGGCCAAAACGGUCAGCGACACAACCAACAGCGUUCAAAAAAAGGGAAUAACAACAACAGGCAACGACGGGAAUGGCGAACAGAUGACAGUGACCUGAAUAACUGGACACGAAGGGAUGCCACGACAGCGGCUAAGAGCACCACCAAUCAAUACGCCUCAAGACGAAAGCAUCCUCGCUCGCCUUCCCGCUCUCGUUCUCGUAGUCGGUCGCCUGCGGAGUCAUAUCGAUCGCAUCGCUCCUCUCGUGGUCGGUCCCGGUCUCCCUCAUUUUCACCAGCAAGCAAGCGUAGGCGGACAGACUCGAGUCCCAUUACUCUGCGAAGCAGGUCUCCCAGCGAAAGGAGUAUUAAGAGGUCGCGGAACAAGAGCAAGAGAUACUACUCCAAAUCCCCCAGCCCUGGCCGCACUCCUUCCCGUCGAAGCAGUAUUUCUGCAGCCUCGAGUUCGGGUUCCGAACGAAGUCUCAGUCGAAGCCCGGUCAACCGCACACGAGCGCCCCAUCGUCUGCCUUCCGCGAACCCACGAAAUGCCAACAUGUCCAAGACAAAAAAGUCGAAUAACGGUGUCACGCCUCGAAAAUCUUCCGACUCGCGAAAUGGCAAGUCUCGGGCGCAAAAGCAUCGUAAAGCAUGGGACACGCAACAGGCUCCAGAGCCUGAGGACGACUACCUCGAGCGGGCGGAACAUCCUGUUGAACCUCCGUCUUCUUCGAUCUCCCAUUUGACCUCCCAUAAUGGAUAUGAUUCACAUCCAAUAUCGAUCUCGAUGCCGCCACCACCUGUUCCAACACAUUCCGUACGGGGACACUACGAGCGUGUAGAGUAUCCGUCGCCCGUACAGGUAUUUUCGAAGGAAUCAAAGAUCGACAUUCAGGCUGCUAAGUCCACACGAUUGACAAAAAAUGCCGGUUUCAAACCUAUAACGAAGACGAGUUCGGCUUUGAAAAGAUUCUUUCCUGGCGACGAGGAAGACACAGAUGUUGUCCAGCAGUCGUCGACAUUUUCUGAGCUGGUCCACCAGUCCGACGGACCUCUCCCUUUGCCUCGCGUUCCACUCAGCUCACAGGGCAAGUACACGGAAACGGCAGGAGAUGCACAGGGCCGAUCCGGCUCACAAGAGCCAAUGCCCAGACAAUCCCCCAUGCUACUCGAUCCGCCGCCUCCUUUAUCAUGUCUCUCGCCAACUUCCAAUCCGAACCAACAUGCACCCUUGUCAAACGAUCAUCAGCCAUCCUCUCUGGUAGCAGUGCCGGAUGAACACGAGCAUCCGACGUCCCAUUCCGAUGUACAGGAACCUUCUUCGGAGAGACGUGUGACGCCACCCGUUAACCAAGAAGACACAGCACCUGCGUCAUCAUCGAACAAGGAUCUCUACAAGAUCGUGAGCCAGGUUGGAGAAGGCACAUUUGGGAAAGUCUACAAGGCGCGGAAUACUGUUACGGGCACAUAUUUUGCUCUUAAACGGAUUCGUAUGGAGUCUGAACGUGACGGCUUUCCCGUUACCGCUAUGCGAGAAAUCAAGCUUCUGCAGUCUUUGAGACACAUGAAUGUCGUCAGGCUGUAUGAAAUGAUGGUUUCUAAUGGUUCCGUCUACAUGGUGUUUGAGUACAUGGACCACGACCUGACUGGCGUCCUCUCCCAGACGCAAUUUACGUUUUCAGACGCAAAUCUGAAAUCCCUCUGUCAUCAAAUGCUUGCCGGGCUGGCGUAUCUGCAUCACAAAGGAGUCAUUCAUCGCGAUAUUAAAGGUUCGAACAUCCUGAUCAACAACCAAGGCGAGCUCAAGCUUGCGGACUUCGGCCUUGCACGGUUUUAUCAGAAGCGUAGACGAAGUGAUUAUACCAAUCGGGUGAUAACUUUGUGGUACCGGCCUCCUGAGCUGCUCUUUGGUGCCACUGUGUAUGGUCCUGAGGUUGAUAUGUGGAGCGCAGGGUGCAUUAUGCUUGAGCUAUUCACGAAAAAACCUGUGUUCCAAGGGGUUGACGAAAUCCAUCAAGUUGAAGUCAUUUUCAAGCUUCUGGGCAGUCCAACUCCUCGUCGAUGGCCAGAUGUCAUGAAUCUCCCUUGGUUUGAACUGGUUAAGCCCCAGCAAGUUUUGCCAAACCGGUUUCGAGAAGCCUUUCAGAAAUGGUUGUCUCCUGCUGCCCUUGAUCUGGCCGAACAGCUCCUCAAUUAUAAUCCCGCAGAACGUAUCACUGCUCUGCAGGCCAUGGAAGCCCCGUACUUCCUUCAGGAGGCCCCUCCCGCUUCAUUACCUGUGGGCCUCGUCGACCUUGAAGGAGAGUGGCAUGAAUUGGAGACAAAACGGGAACGCGCGAAGAGGAAAGAGCGGAAAGUUUGA